Messenger RNA from Candoia aspera, 2729 nucleotides. RefSeq names its product transmembrane protein 9 (gene TMEM9). The transcript has 6 exons. Gene Ontology annotation, cellular component: lysosomal membrane. Lineage: Eukaryota; Metazoa; Chordata; Lepidosauria; Squamata; Candoiidae. Bases 456 to 1004 code for a protein of 182 amino acids. The record is from RefSeq and is a predicted model, not a curated record.
ACAGGGAUCUCAACCUUGCUUUUUAAUUAAGACUGACGGUUGAUUAAUUUAGAUUCUACCAUUAAGAGCAGCUUCUUUGAAAAAUGAAUAAAUAUUUUUUUCUAUAACUGUAAGUUGCAUUACUGUGCAGUUCAUACUAAAGUCAUAAGAUAAAGAUGCAUUUUAACCAGUUUAGCUGAAAAGCUUCAUUCUUUUGUGAACACGGGAAAUAAGUUAAACUGUGGCCUCCAUGCUAAUUAAAAGGGUAUGAAAUUUGAAAUAGUGAAAUUAUGAUUCAAAUAAAUUCAUCUUCUCUGUAUCGUGAUACUUUUUUUUACUGUCAUCAGAUUAUUUGCUCCGUAUUAUGAUCUGAAACUGAAUAUACGUUUUCUGCAGACCAACCAAAAAGCUAAUAUAACUGCAAGAAAGCACAAGGUGUAACAUCUGGUAAUGUUCAUUCACACAUCUGAGAAAUCAUGAAACUGGUGUCACUUGCAGCCAUUUUCUUGUGUAUCCUAAUACCAUCGUCUGAGACCAGCAAGAAAUUUGGGGACAUCCGCUGCAAGUGUAUCUGCCCGCCAUAUCGGAAUAUAAGUGGACACAUUUACAAGAACAAUGUAUUGCAGAAAGACUGCAACUGCCUGCAUGUGGUGGACCCUAUGCCAGUGCCAGGACAUGAUGUUGAGGCAUAUUGCCUGCUGUGUGAGUGCAAGUAUGAAGAACGAAGCACCACCACCAUCAAGAUCAUCAUCAUCAUUUACCUCUUAGUGAUUGGAGCUCUUCUACUCUACAUGGCAUUUUUAAUGGUAGUUGACCCAUUCAUCCGCAAACCUGAUCCCUAUACCCAGCCCCUGCACAAUGAAGAAGAUUCAGAGGAUCCCCACUUCUUGACAACGGUACGUCCUUCAGCCAAUGCCAGAGCAAAUACAGUGCUGGAGAGAGUGGAAGGAGCCCAGGAGAGAUGGAAGCGUCAGGUGCAGGAGCAGCGGAAGACUGUGUUUGAUCGGCACAAGAUGCUAAGCUAGAGCUUUUGUUCUAGGUGUGAGCUGCUGGUUAGCUAGGCAAAGUUCUGUUAGCCAAUACGGACCCCAAGCCUGUAGUUUAAAUUUCUUGUACCUGCUGUUUACAAUUGGUUUUGCUUGUUGUCCUCCUCUCCCAGUCCACCCAAGAGAAUAAGCUGCAUUUGAAGCAAGCUUCUGGCUACACAUCCCAUUGAUGAGGAUUGCCACUUGCUUUAUUUGUUGCUGUCAGGAAAAAAAAUAACUCCAAUGUAGCUAUUUGCCUUUAAAAGUUAGAAACAGUUGCAACUUAUAAUCUUCCAAGCAUUGGUCUGGUUUAGUGAUUAAAAAUGUGGCAUGCUUUUAUUUGUUAUUGCUUACAAACCUGUGGCUUGGUUUUUAGCUAGAAGUGGAUGUAUUAUUAAUGGAAUGGGAAUAGGAACAUCCUUUUCAUUCCAUGGACUGUAUGCCAAUAUAUGAGCAUUCGCUGUUGCAAAAUACUUAGAAGUGGCUUGGAUCUAUCUACAAAAGAUUGGUUUGAAAAGUUGGCACCAACAUGGAAAUGUAAUAAGGGAAAUUAAUUUAGCGCAAGGGAGCUACUGUAUUUGGCUCAUAAAUUUUUACAAAUUCUUCCUUCAAGGGUUUUUUCAUGAUAGUUAACUGUGUGCCAAAGAAAUAUGGAGAGAUUAUUUAGCAUUGUCAUAGUUUAUGCUAAGCCAUGAUUAACACAUCACAAGAAUGAUUCUGAAUGAGUUCUGUGCUUCCCUCUCUCCUAAAGAGACCAGACCAAGAGGUUUGUGGAUGCCUCUUUCACAUGCAGAUUUUUAAACAGGCAAGUGCUUACAUAGAUAGCUUAAUUGCUGGCUAGGUUAGAUCUCAGUUUUCACAGUACCUUGAACAAGCAGAGCCAUUGCUGUUCACAGUUUCAUAUGCAAAUGAAGAAUGCUUUGCACAUGUUAACUAUUUAAAGUCCUUUCCUUCAAGAUUUAUUCUUCUACACAGGAAAGAGAUUCGCUAGAUUAUUUUGUGCAAAGAAAAUUGCCCUUCUGCAUGUGGCAGUCUAUUUCAGUAUGCAGAACUGGAUUUCAUUAUCAAAGGAUAUUUAGAGCAGUAUAGCCUUAGAUGUUAAUAUUGUUUCAGUGCCAGUUCAUAUCCCAGCAUUUUUACACAACUGAUACUGCAAUCUGUUGUAGCUAUUUCAUUAUAAAAACUAAUUCAAAAUCUACAGAGGCAGUACCUUUAUUAGGCUGACAGAAGUUUUACAGAGUAGUUGUAGACUUUCAAGUGCCUGAUGAAGACUUCUUGGAAAGUCAAAAACAUGCAACUUUUCAAAUAAUAUUUAAGUUGGCUUAAUAGAAAAUUUCCUGCAUGGAUUUUGGAUUGUUUUCGGCCAACAUGGCUACAAUUACUUAUUUUAUUGUAAUUUUACAAUACAUCUGGCAACAGCUUGCCCAGAUGUUUGGGAUAUCACAUUGAAAUUUGUUUUUAUGAUACCUGUAGCAGCUGGGUCUAUGCCACCAGUUAAGGGAAAGUAGUAUUAACAGUAUGUAACUGUGAAAUGUAAUGUUGUAAUGGUCUCAGAUGCAAAAGACUAAGAGAUCUUGAAGGAUGGACAGUAUUUUUUCUGCAUGGGAAAAUAUUUAUGUAUUAAACAAUCUACUUUAUUUAUCUGUCUUAAAGUAUCUGGCAGAUUGGAUCAAUCUUUGUUACUAUGCAGCAUCUUUUCAUUAAAGAAAAUGUGUGUAACAUUGA